GACCACAUCUAUGGCCUGCCAUACCACACUGAGGUGUUACAUCACUCUGACCCAGUCUCUCCACCUGACGAUGAGUGGCGCCCCAUCUGGUCCAGCAGGCACUGGGAAGACUGAAACCACCAAGGACCUGGGCCGUUCCCUAGGCAUCAUGGUCUAUGUAUUCAACUGCUCCGAACAGAUGGACUACAAGUCCAUAGGGAACAUCUAUAAAGGUCUGGCCCAGACGGGUGUGUGGGGCUGUUUUGAUGAGUUCAACAGGAUCUCUGUGGAGGUGCUAUCUGUGGUGGCAGUACAGGUCAAAACCAUACAGGACGCCAUCAGGAACAAGAGACAGAGGUUCUAUUUCCUAGGUGAGGAGAUUGAGCUGAGGCCGACUGUAGGGAUUUUUAUCACUCUGAACCCAGGCUAUGCUGGGAGAACUGAACUACCAGAGAACCUCAAGGCCUUGUUCAGGCCGUGUGCAAUGGUGAUUCCUGACUUUGAGUUGAUCUGUGAGAUCAUGCUGGUGGCUGAGGGAUUCAUCGAUGCUCGCCUGCUCGCACGCAAGUUCAUCAGCCUGUACACACUCUGCAAGGAGCUGCUCUCUAAACAGGACCACUAUGACUGGGGCCUGAGGGCCAUCAAGUCAGUGCUGGUGGUGGCUGGAUCACUGAAGAGAGAGGACAGGAGCAGACCAGAGGAACAGGUCCUGAUGCGAGCGUUGAGGGAUUUUAACCUUCCUAAAAUAGUAACCAGUGACGUCCCCAUAUUCCUGGGUCUGAUCAGUGACCUGUUUCCCCUGCUGGACGUCCCCAGGAAGAGAGACCCAGAGCUGGAGACAGCUGUACGACAGUCAGUCAGCGAACUACACCUGCAGCCUGAGGAAAACUUCAUACUCAAGGUGACUCAGUUGGAGGAGCUGCUGUCUGUCAGACACUCAGUGUUUGUAGUGGGAGGAGCUGGGACGGGGAAGAGCCAGAUCUUGAAGACCCUCCACAGAACCUAUGCUAACCUGAGGAUGAAGCCUGUGUGGCACGACAUCAACCCUAAAGCUGUGACCACAAACGAACUGUUCGGCUAUCUACAUCCUGCUACCAGAGAAUGGAAGGACGGCCUGUUCUCCUCCACUAUGAGGGAGCUGACACGACAGGUGGGCCAUGACGGGCCCAAGUGGAUUGUUCUGGAUGGAGACAUAGACCCCAUGUGGAUAGAAUCCCUCAACACUGUCAUGGAUGACAACAAGGUGUUAACCUUGGCCAGUAAUGAGCGUAUCAGUCUAUCUUCCUCCAUGCGGCUGCUUUUUGAGAUCAGCCAUCUAAGAGCUGCAACCCCAGCCACAGUCUCCCGCGCUGGGAUACUAUACGUCAAUCCACAAGACCUGGGCUGGAGCUCGUACGUGACAAGUUGGAUUGACACCAGGCAGGCCCAAUCAGAGCGAGCCAACUUGACCAUCCUGUUUGACAAGUACGUUCCCUACUGCCUGGAGCAGGUCCGCUGUAACCUCAAGACCAUCACUCCUAUACCUGAGAACAGCAUGGUGCAGACGCUGUGUUCCUUGUUGGACUGCCUGCUGACAGAAGACAACACUCCUCCUGACUCUCCCAGAGAACUCUAUGAGAUCUACUUUGUCUUCGCCUGCGUCUGGGCCUUUGGAGGAGCUCUGUUCCAGGACCACUUGAUAGACUAUCGUGCUGAGUUCAGUCGCUGGUGGUCGAAGGAGAUGAGAGCGGUGAAGUUCCCUUCGCAGGGCACAGUGUUCGACUACUUCAUAGACUCAGACACUAAGAAGUUCACUCCCUGGAGUGAGAGGACGCCCCGGUUCGAGCUGGAGCCUGAAGUCCCCCUACAGACGGUGCUAGUCCACUCGGCAGAGACCAUCUGUCUGACGUACUUCAUAGACCUGCUGCUGCAGAGAGGGAAGCCUGUGAUGUUGGUGGGGAACGCUGGAGUUGGAAAGACCAUCCUGGUGUCUGAUAAAGUAGCCAAGCUAAAGGAGGACUACAUGGUGGCUAAAGUCCCCUUCAACUACUACACCACCUCGGCUAUGCUACAGCGUGUGUUAGAGAAGCCUCUAGAGAAGAAGGCAGGGCGUAACUAUGCUCCUCCUGGAACCAAGAAACUCAUCUACUUCAUAGACGACCUCAACAUGCCUGAGGUGGAUGUGUAUGGUACUGUCCAACCACACACACUCAUACGCCAGCACCUGGACUACAACCACUGGUAUGACAGACAGAGGCUGGUGCUGAAAGAAAUCCAUAACUGCCAGUACAUCACCUGUAUGAACCCUACAGCAGGGAGCUUCUCAGUGAACCCCAGACUACAGAGGCAUUUCUCAGUGUUUGCAGUUCAUUUCCCUAGCGCUGAGGCACUAGCCACCAUCUUCACUAGCAUCCUGUCAGCCCACUUCCUCCAGGGGGGCUUCAGCUACGGCGUCUCGCGCUCUGUAGGAACACUAAUACAGGCAGCCAUCUGUCUCCAUCAGAAGAUCAGUCAGAACUUCCUCCCCACGGCCAUUCGCUUUCACUAUAUCUUCAACCUAAGGGACCUCUCCAACAUCUUCCAGGGUAUUCUGUUUGCCCUGCCAGAUUGUGUGCGUUACCCCAUAGACCUGGUCCAUCUGUGGCUCCAUGAGUCGUCCCGGGUGUACUCUGACAAACUGAUGGAGGAGAAGGAUGUGGAACUCUUCAACAAGAUCCUACUGGACACUGGCAAGAGAUACUUUGAGGGUAUAGAUGAGUCUAUUUUCAUCCACCAGCCCCUGGUGUACUGUCACUUUGCCCAUGGGGUGGGGGAGCCCAGGUACCACCAGGCAUCAGACUGGGAGAAGCUCCAGAAGACCCUGACUGAUGCUCUGGAACACUACAACGAGCUGCAUGCUGUCAUGAACCUGGUGCUGUUUGAGGAGGCCAUGCAGCAUGUGUGUCGCAUCAGUCGUAUCCUGGAGGCCCCCCAUGGUAAUGCUCUGCUGGUGGGGGUGGGAGGCAGUGGGAAGCAGAGUCUGUGUCGCCUCGCUGCCUUCCUCAGUACCCUGGAGGUGUUCCAGAUUACACUGAGGAAAGGCUACGGAAUACAUGACCUACGGGUACGGAGUAUGCACCAAAUAACGGCUAAGUACAACAGAUUUGCUGGAAGGUUGAACGCAAGAACCCUAGAUGUCUAG
Molecule: messenger RNA, 3139 nt
Organism: Coregonus clupeaformis (lake whitefish)
Lineage: Eukaryota; Metazoa; Chordata; Actinopteri; Salmoniformes; Salmonidae
Product: dynein axonemal heavy chain 11-like
Exons: 22
Coding region: 11-3139 (1042 amino acids)
Biological process (GO): microtubule-based movement
Cellular component (GO): dynein complex
Molecular function (GO): minus-end-directed microtubule motor activity; ATP binding; dynein intermediate chain binding
Source: RefSeq, a predicted model, not a curated record